This is a messenger RNA of Aspergillus ruber CBS 135680, 2103 nucleotides long. RefSeq names its product tyrosine/serine/threonine protein phosphatase PPS1 (gene pps1). The transcript has 5 exons. Lineage: Eukaryota; Fungi; Ascomycota; Eurotiomycetes; Eurotiales; Aspergillaceae. The record is from RefSeq and is a predicted model, not a curated record. Gene Ontology annotation, biological process: nuclear DNA replication; protein dephosphorylation. Gene Ontology annotation, molecular function: protein tyrosine/serine/threonine phosphatase activity. The coding region runs from base 1 to 2103 and encodes 700 amino acids.
AUGGCCACAGUCGUGGUACAACAGCAGCAAGCGCUGCGAUCAUCCUCCGACAUCACUGCGUUCAACUUGAACAGAAACCCAACCCCUAUCCCCAACAAGCACUUACCAGUUUGCCCAACGGGUCCGUCUCCUGUUUCAAAUUCGCCAUCCCCAGAUGUACGAGAAAACAGCGAUGAGGAGCAGGUGUCGUCGUUGCUUUACCCCCCCAACGCAUACUUUCAGAUGUCCAGAUUCCCCCCGGUUUAUACUAUCGAUAUAGAAUCGCUGGCAGACGCAUUGGAUCAUUGGGCAUCGCAGCCGUUACCAGACCCCAGUCAGGUUUUCCCUUGGUUGCAUGGGCUCCAUCCAAGGAACCGUCUACAACUGGGAUUCUUCACCAACCGCAAGCGCUCCCUGCGACAAGCACCUAAAUGCUGGCGAGGCAUCACCAUUGUCAAGGUUGGAGGUGAUCUUGCGGCAUCUAGGCUCAAAGGUGCAGUGGCUCCGAGCGAGGUGCUGGCGCCGUCAGGCCUGGAGUUCGUGUUACCAGACCCCCAAGAAGGUUUCUCAGUGCGCAACUUCCAAAUCCAGACGGCAAAGCUGGCGGCGCUCUCGGAUAUAAUUGUCUACGGUGAUGAUGACGCUGACCAGAACGACGUCCUCGACAUUGCUGCGAGAGUCGCGACCGCACAACAUGACUGGAAAAUGAAGAACGACCCAAAACGACUGGCACCGGAGUUCAAUACCUUCAUCCUCACAAAACCUUACCUCUCUGCAGGCUCUUUUCGUGAAGUAGAAGAACGGUACCCCAGUUUAGUGGCCAUCGACUCUCGAGGCGAGAUUACGGGCCAAGUCAUGGAUUUCUUUUUAUGGGAAAGACUGGAGAUGUAUUCGAUGACCGAGGCAUCGGAGAUUUCGACAAAUGUUUGGCAAGGUCCAACCCCGGAAUACCUGCUGAAGUCCAAGCCCUGGGAGUCGGCGCGUGACGAAGGGUUUGACUUAUUGAUUGAAGCAAACGACCUAGCCAGUAUCCCACCGCCUCACGUUUUGAAUCAUCUUGAGAGAAAGCUUAAGAAUGGUCCCCAGCGGCUGGAAUUCCCGUCGUCCGGCUCGCUUAUGCCACCGUCCUCCGGCCCUGCUGAGCAAAGGGAGCUGGACAAUUUUGUGAAUACCGUCCGCUGGGUGCAUUAUCUAGCAAACGCGAACGGGUCGGCGGACGAGUCGGAUUCGGAAGGCGAUAUACCCAUGGUCACUUCAUCCAGAAAGCCCUACAAGAUCCUUAUUCACGGCCCCGAUGGGUAUACCGAGAGCUCAUUACUGGCACUCGCGUAUGUCAUCUAUGCGGAGGGAAUCACUGCGAAGGAUGCUUGGUUGAAGCUUCACACUGAGAAAAAACGCAACUUCUUUGCUUAUCCGAUUGAUGUCUCAUACCUCACCGGUAUCCAAGAGCGUCUGCUCAAGGAGAGCCCUGUGACACGUGCUCCUGAUCUGUCCUCUCUUUCGAAACCGUCUUGGUUUGACAAUUGUGAUGGAUCCUUCCCGAGUCGCGUUUUGCCGUAUAUGUACUUAGGCAGCUUAACACACGCCAAUAACCCAGAUAUGCUUUGGAAACUUGGCAUCCGGCGUGUGCUGAGUAUUGGCGAACCGUUGGCUUGGUCAGAAGGGGACUAUGCAAAAUUUGGAUCGGAGAAUCUCAUGAGCAUUACCGAAGUUCGGGAUAAUGGCAUUGAUCCUUUGACAAAGGAAUUUGAUCGGUGUUUGGAGUUUAUUCGUGAGUUCCCCUCUACUCACAAAGGAAAAGCCCGUUCUGACAGUUCUCUAGGGAGAGGAAAACGUGAUGGUGCGGCUACUUUGGUACAUUGCCGUGUUGGCGUUUCGAGAUCAGCGACUAUCUGUAUUGCCGAAGUUAUGGCAUCUCUUAAUCUUUCUUUUCCACGAGCAUACUGCUACGUUCGUGCCAGAAGGCUUAAUGUUAUUGUACAGCCGCACUUGCGAUUUGUGUAUGAACUGUUGAAAUGGGAAGAGCUGCAGCUACAGAAACGCGGCGAGCCCGUGAAGCGGGAACUUGAGUGGCAGAUAGUGGCUCGCGAGAUUGCCCUGAUGAACAUGCCUUAUACCCGGUAG